AGCAACUUGAAUAAACCUAGCAUUUUUUCAAACAUAUUUCAAAACCAUAAUUCAAUGGGGUCUCAUUUCUCUCUAGCAAUCCUCCUCUUAUUAUUCUUCUCCCUCUCUCACGCCAAAUAUCACCAACACCGCCAUUUGCCUCCUGAGAUACGAGGAGCCUGCAAGGCCUCACAUGACCCCUCAACAUGCGAGUCUUCGUUCCAUCAUCACUUUCCUUCCAACCCCACAACCCUUCAAAUAAUCCAUUCCGCGUUAGCUCUGUCCUCUCACAAACUCGCCAAUGCCCAGGCCAUGGUGAAGGACAUACUAAACGCUUCCGGUGGAAACAUUAACAUCACAGUAGCCGCGAAUAAUUGCAUAGAGGGACUCGAUUAUUCGGAAUACAGAUUCAAACAUACGGUUGAUGCAUUGGAAAAAGGCGAAAUAAAGGACGCUCGUACAUGGAUGAGUGCAGCCUCAGGGUAUCAACACGGAUGCUCUGCGGGUUUGCAAAAGGUGAAUGAUACCGUUCAAGUCAGGAAAACGAUAGUGUUGAUGGAGUCUUUGAUAGGGUUGACCAGCAAUGCUUUGGGGAUGAUAAUGAAUUAUGAUAUUCAUGGGAACCAAUUAGCAUCAUGGAGUCCGCCUAAAACGGAGCGUGAUGGAUUUUGGGAAGGUGUUAAAGGCACCAGAACGGACGUCAAGGGCGGGGUACCUUCGAGUUUGAAGCCGAAUGUGACGGUUUGCAAGGUUGGAAAUUGUAACUAUAGGACAGUGCAGGCUGCGGUUAAUGCAGCACCCAACAAAUUGGUCACUGAGAGAUUUGUGAUAUUGAUCAAGACGGGGUUGUAUGGUGAAAUAGUUAGGGUUCCUAUGUCAAAGAGAAAUUUGGUAUUUUUGGGAGAUGGAAUGGGCAAAACUGUUAUUACUGGAUCAUUAAAUGUUGGUCACAUGGCCAACAGUGGGGUCACCACUUUUGAAUCUGCUACUGUCGGAGUACUUGGUGAUGGAUUCAUGGCCAGGGAUCUAACAAUUCAAAACACAGCCGGUGCUAAUGCUCAACAAGCAGUAGCUUUUCGAUCCAGCAGUGAUCGUUCUAUCAUAGAAAAUUGCGAAUUUCUAGGCAACCAAGACACACUUUAUGUCAAUUCGUUGCGCCAAUAUUACAAGUCAUGUCGCAUCCAGGGUAAUAUAGAUUUCAUCUUUGGUAACGCGGCUGCGUUCUUCCAAGACUGUGACAUUCUAGUUGCCCCUCGGGUAGUAAAUCCAGAGAAUGGGGAAACCAAUGCUGUGACUGCUCACGGUAGACUAGAGCCAGGUCAAUCAACCGGCUUCGUCUUCCAUAAUUGUUCCAUCAACGGAACUCCAGAAUAUAUGAAGUUGUAUUAUAGUAAUCCUAGUGUACACAAAACUUACCUUGGAAGGCCGUGGAAGGAAUAUUCCAGGACAGUGUUUAUACAAUGUAAAUUUGGUGAUCUUAUUAAUCCGGCUGGAUGGAUGCCUUGGAGUGGCGAAUUUGCUUUGAACACACUUUACUAUGGAGAAUUCGAAAAUACUGGGGCUGCAGCCAAUGCUAAAGAACACGUGUUAUGGAGUAGCCAAAUUCCAGCUCAACAUGUUUUUUCAUACUCUCUCCAGAAUUUCAUUCAAGGCGAUCAAUGGAUUCCUUCAUCUUCAUGAUUUAAAGAGAACUAUAUAUUAACCCAUUAAUUACUUUAAAAAUACAAUUUUAUCUGCUGCAUUGCAGAAAUCCUCCAUUUAACUACAAGUUCAACAAAAUCUGGAUCACUGAAAGGAGUUCGAAUUUUUUGUUUUGCUACAAGUCUCUUAAAUUGUGGUCGAAAGUCAACUUCUUUUUCAAGAAAUUUGUGAUGCAACAACAUAACGUAGCCAUUGUUGCUUAUUUUGUAUACACCUUUUUUUUGCAAUAGAAAGGAGGAACUUCGAUUUC
Messenger RNA from Lycium barbarum (goji berry), 1930 nucleotides. Its product is annotated as probable pectinesterase/pectinesterase inhibitor 51. The coding region runs from base 55 to 1659 and encodes 534 amino acids. The record is from RefSeq and is a predicted model, not a curated record. Gene Ontology annotation, molecular function: pectinesterase activity; pectinesterase inhibitor activity. Lineage: Eukaryota; Viridiplantae; Streptophyta; Magnoliopsida; Solanales; Solanaceae. Gene Ontology annotation, biological process: cell wall modification. The transcript is spliced from 3 exons.